AUGUCCACGGGCUGCUUCUCGUUCUUCAAGAAGGCCAAGGCCGCCAAUACCCCGAUCAUCCAGGCUCGGGCCCUGGAGAAGCCUGCCGCGCCAGCGCCCACGUACGCCGAGCCCCGCCUGCCGGCCGCUCACGAGCACUUUGACAACUGCUACCAAUGCUCGGGAACCUGGGACAAAUCCCUCGACGUCGAGUUACCAGCCUACACCGCCCGCGCGCCUUUCUCUUCCGAUGCGCGCGAUGCCAUCAAAGCCGCGAUCAACGAUGCCGUGCCGAGUCUCACAAAGCUCUCAAUGUUCAUCAGUGACCAUCCUGAACUAGGCUUCCAUGAGGUACAGGCGCACAAGCACAUCACCGCAUACCUCGAGGAUGCUGGAUUCGAGGUUGAGCGAGGAUACAAGGGGCUCGAGACGGCCUUCCGCGCCUCGUACAAGCACGGCAAGGGUGGGCGGGUGUUUGGCUUUAAUUCAGAGUACGACGCUCUCCCCGGUAUCGGACAUGCUUGCGGGCAUAACCUCAUCGCUGUGUCUGGAGUCGCUGCGGCGAUUGGAACUAGAGCCGGACUGAAGAAGGCCGGCCUAGAUGGCGAAGUUGUUCUUAUUGGCACGCCGGCUGAGGAGGGCGGCGUGGGCAAGGGCGUGCUCCUCGAGCGAGGUGGAUACAAGGACAUUGAGGCGUGUAUGAUGAUCCACCCCGUUGGCGGGUUGGGUGUCAAGCCUGGCCAUGCUGCUGUCACCCCCACACUGGCAGUUAAUACCGUCAACGUCGAGUUCUUUGGCCGGACUGCACAUGCCGGCGGCGCGCCAUGGGACGGUGUCAACGCUCUGGAUGCGGUCAAUAUUGCGUAUUCUAGUAUCUCGGCUCUCCGGCAGCAGAUCCACACGAGCGACCGCAUUCACGGGAUCAUCAUCAAGGGCGGAGAAGCGCCGAACAUCAUCCCAGACCACACGGCUAUGAAGUACUACGUCCGUGCGCGGUCCGCCGCUGGCGUCGCCGACCUCACCAAGCGCGUAGUUGCGUGUUUCGAGGGCGCGGCAAAGGCGACGGGUUGUAGCGUCAAGUACAACUCUGAGCGGAUGAUGACGGAUCUGCGCAACAACCUGAUUAUUGCCGAGGAGUAUGCUGCGGCCAUGGGCGAGGAAUACCACCUCCCGACCUAUAUUGGGAUUGACGAUUGGAGCCUCGCCGGCGGCAGCACCGACUUUGGCAAUGUCACGUACGCUCUUCCCGCCGUGCACCCGCACUACGGCGUCGCGUCUCCGGACGGGGGAAACCACACCGUCGCGUUCCGCAAUGCCUGCCGCACAGAGGAGGCGCACGACUAUACCUGGAAGUUUGCGGCUGGCAUGGCGUGUGUCGCGGCCCGGUUCAUCCAGGACAGCGAGUUCGCCGACGACGUCAAGAGCUGGUACGACGACAACACGCGCGGAAACAAGUAG
This is a messenger RNA of Cutaneotrichosporon cavernicola, 1437 nucleotides long. RefSeq lists its product as uncharacterized. The record is from RefSeq and is a predicted model, not a curated record. Gene Ontology annotation, molecular function: dipeptidase activity. Lineage: Eukaryota; Fungi; Basidiomycota; Tremellomycetes; Trichosporonales; Trichosporonaceae. The transcript has 5 exons. Bases 1 to 1437 code for a protein of 478 amino acids.